Molecule: messenger RNA, 966 nt
Organism: Penicillium arizonense
Lineage: Eukaryota; Fungi; Ascomycota; Eurotiomycetes; Eurotiales; Aspergillaceae
Product: HNH endonuclease signature motif containing protein
Exons: 5
Coding region: 1-966 (321 amino acids)
Source: RefSeq, a predicted model, not a curated record
AUGACACGCGUUCUCGAGGAAACAAGGAUUCGGGAACACAAUGUUCGUCUUUACGAUAACAAUGGAACCCUCCUUGCUUCUUUGGAAAUCAAUCCCCGCCAGAGACAUCUAACGCACGAGAUGCUGUACCGGUACUGCAGUAUGGUCUUCAUCAUCCCUGGUCACCAAACAUGGGCAAUCUUUCCUAUCCUCCGCGAUGAAUCACCAGGCCGUGUCCUUCGUUCGGAGCGCCACACCCCCAUAAAGCCAGGCAAUUAUCUGGUUCUCGAUGAUAACCAACAGCCGAUGAUCGUUCAACUCACUGGCGAGUCAGCACCACGCCGCGUCACCACCCAAGACCCCAGCUCUAGGUCUGAAGGACGACGCGAAAGAGGUCUUUUGCAAUCGCACUUCCGGGAAAGUCUGUGCGGCAGAGACUCCAUUUGCACAAUCUCCAAUUCCGCACCUGUGGCCGGGGAUUCCGAGCAUCCAUAUCGUGGUCUUCACGCCGCACACAUUUUUCCUACAAGCCAGAUUGGCCAAUGGGAACGUGGAAACUACCAGAGGUAUAUCACUGACCUCAGUCCUGAUUCCAAGAUUGGAAGCAGCAAGCUGUACUCUCCCCAAAACGGCCUACUUCUUAGAUCCGACAUCCAUGAAGCGUUUGAUGGGUUCAAAAUUGGUGUCGAUCCAGAUGCCGAUUAUAAGAUCCUCGUUUUCGCCAAAGACGCAAACGGACUUGGGGGUACGCGUCUCAGAGGCUCCGCUAGAGAUGGCACAGACCAAAACAACCGCGUCAGUGCGCAUCUACUACGUUGGCAUCUAAGGAUGUGCAUCUACCGCAACAUGAAAGCCAAUGCUGAGCCUCAGCCACUAUGGGAAGAAGAUUUGGGGGAGGACAAUAUGGGCCAGAUUCUCCAACAUCAUGAUGCGGCCGAGAGGAUGGAAGUUGAACUGUUCACGCGCCUCGGGGAUUUCGUGGCUUAG